AGCAUCUUGAGGCAUGUACUAUUUUUUUGUUUUUUUUUGUUUUUUUUAGCAAAUACCAGGAUGUUUACUAUUUGCUUAAUAUGCAAUAGUUUUCGACAAGUUCAAAGUUGACUAUCCGGUCCUGCGAAAGUCUUGCGAUGUGAUUUAUAGCUGGAAUUGAGUAGAUUUGGUCGGGCGAUAGCAAACCACUCCCCCUUCUCAACCCACUUGUAGUCAACAAGCGAUAGCUGCUUUUUGAAGGGCGAAAAGGGCUUGUUUUGGUUCUGCAAGAUUUCGCUUGGAAUUUUUCUUGUGUUUUAUUACCACGAAUGCUUUCGCGUCCUUGUGUGUUAAGUGCUAACUUUGAUUUGGUCCAGCCCUAAGUGCCAUUGAUUGUUUCUGAGAAAAAUACAUUUUAGUUAUAGUAAGAUACUGUAUGGUUUCAGAUAACAAUGCAUUGGGUCAUUUCAUGUUUUAUUGUUUGGGUUUUUGCCAUCUAUGUAUGGCCCAAGUUUACUACAAUUUUUUUUGUGUUGUUAUAAGUAGACAAACUAAAUUAGCUGCUGUUAGGUGCCUCAAUUACAAACUCAUCUGAACAUUUAAAAUGUGAACUAGGCCAAUGACACAAAAGCCUGGUUGGUUAGGCAUGAAGGCAGAGGGUGCUAAGAAUCACUGGGUUACGAUUUUAGGCUGCCACAGAUCAUUGACCCUGGCUACGUACAACUGCAGAUUUCUUUCAGGUGAAGCAAGACUUCAAGAGUUGGAAGAAGAACUUGGAAGAAUCAAGUGGGACAUCAUGGGACUUAGCGAAGUACAGCAAAAAGACGAAGGACUACUAGAACUCAAGAGUGGACGUGUUCUACCGAGGCACUACAGACGGACAAACAGGAGGAGUUGGAUUCAUUGUCCACAAGAGAAUCAAAGAUAACAUAGCAGAGAUUGACAGCGCAUCAGAGAGGUCUGCAAGACUGAUAGUGAAAGUUUCAAAGAAGUAUGAACUUCAGGUCAUCCAAGUAUAUGCACCAACAACAAGCUAUUCAGAUGAAGAAGUCAAAGAUUUUUAUGAAGUACAAGAACUGCAUGAAAAAGGGAAGAGCCACUAUAAGUUCAUCAUUGGUAUCUUCAACGGCAAAAUAGGAAUCCAGCAAGAGGACGAAAAGUCGGUCUGCAAAUUUGGCCACGGCGACAGUGGCGACAGACUAGUCAAAUUUGCAGAGAACAAGAACUUAUUAAUCAUGAACACCUUCUUCCAGAAGAAACCCAUCAGGAAAUGGACAUGGAGGGGACCUAACGGAGUGAAGAAUGAAAUUGACUACAUACUCACUAAUAAGAAGCACACCGUACAAGAUGUCUCAGUACUAAACAAUUUUAACACAGGAAGUGAGCACAGAUGUGUAAAAUGCAAAAUACACCUAAACACAGCACUGGAGAAAGCAAAACUCGUGAUGACGAAAUCCACCACAAUCAACGUAGAAAUGCUCCAGAAGCAAAGCCUGGUGUUUCAACUGGAACUGAGGAAUAGAUUCAGCGCUCUUCAAGAUCUGCAAAAAGAUGAAGCAAUCGAGGUAACAGAAACUGUGAAGAAGUGACACAAAAUUACAGAAACAGCAAAAAACAUUGCUGGAACACAGGGUACACCAGAAGAUCACACAAGUGACAAAAGACCUCAUGAAGAAAGGAAGGGAAAUGAAACAAACUGCAUCUCUGACGUCAAAGAUAGAUUACAUUGAGUUCUGCAAGACAGUAAGUAAGCGCAUUACUGAGGAUAUACGGUUGUUCAGCUGUAGGUUGGUAGAGAAAACUAUUGAAAACAACCGAAGCAUGAAGAAAGCAAAACAAAGACUAAUUGUCUGGAAAAAACAGAUUUUAGCAAUCAAACAAGAGGACAGGACUGCCAUCAGAACUGCAAAUUGAUUUUGAAGAGAGUCGAAGACUUUUAUAGAAAAUGAUAUCAAGAGGAAAAUAGCAAUGUAGCAGAUGAUGAAGACGAGACAGAAAAACGCAACCUGAGGAAGAAGUUCCAGGCAUUCUACCGGAAGAAGUGAAACAUGCUGUCAAACAUAUGAAGACAGGAAAGACACCCGGAGAAGACAGCAUAACGAUUGACAUUGGGGGUACUUCGGUGAUACUUUUACAUAAGAAAGGAGAUAAAGAAGACCUCAAGAACUACAGACCUAUUAGCUUGCUUCCUAUAAUAUACAACAUGUUUACCAAGAUACUCACCAACAGACUUCAAGAUAAAAUCAGGAAGCAGGAUUCAGGAGUGGAUUUAGCACAAUGGAUCAUCUUCAAGCAGCAGUGUGGAGUAGGGCAGCAGUGUGGAGUAGUGGUUAGGGCUCUGGACUCUUGACCGGAGGGUCGUGGGUUCAAUCCCCAGUGGGGGACACUGCUGCUGUACCCUUGAGCAAGGUACUUUACCUAGAUUGCUCCUGUAAAAACCCAACUGUAUAAAUGGGUAAUUGUAUGUAAAAAUAAUGUGAUAUCUGUAUAAUGUGAAAUAAUGUAUAAUGUGAUAUCUUGUAACAAUUGUAAGUCGCCCUGGAUGAGGCGUCUGCUAAGAAAUAAAUAAUAAUAAUAAUAAUAAUAAAGGUGUACGGCAAGUGAUUCAAACCAGCAACGAGUACAAACUACCACUUUGCUUGGAUUCAUCGACUACGAAAAAAGCCUUUGACUCUGUUUACACGAGAUCUGUAUUAGGCUGUCUGAAAAAACAAGGAAUUGAGAAAACAUACAGAGACUUGAUCAGCACCAUAUACAAGAAUGCAACAUCCAUAGUAAGACUCCACAGGCAAUUGAAGUCAAUGGGAUCAAGCUUGAAGAAGUCAAUAACUACAUAUACUUGGGACAGUUAGGGUUCAGCACCGGAGAACCAAAUGUGCAAAAUCAACAGAAGAGCAAAAAAGUCAAUUAGGACUUAGACAUACAUGUGAUAACAGUGGAGAUACACUAUGUACAGGGUGCAGUAACUGCUGUGACAUUAUAAGGCCACUUUCAAAAGGAAAGUCAAUUCCCCAAAAGAUGUGAUAUAAAAAUGGCUGAGAAAGAAUACGUGGCAGGUUCUAUUCUGAAAACAUGUUACUUCAAUUUGCAAUUUCCUCACAAAACCCUCAAAUAAAAAACACGCAAUAAACAAUUUGAGAGUAUUUAAGCUAUGGUCCCCGAGGGGGGUAUAGGGUCUGACAGGCAGCAUAGAACUUUUGCAGAAGAUGGUUCUUGUCUUUUAUAUAUUUCUUCAUAAUUACCACCUUACUUGGUAAAUGUUGACAAUUACUGGUAAAACUUAAGAUUUACCAGAUUCUGACUUUUACCAUAACAGCUAUAUAUAUAUGCCUUCCUGACAUAUAAUCCAAACAAUGCUUUUAUAAUAAAAAGAGAAACUAAAACUUAAAGUCUAAAUUCUAUAAGUGUGUAAAUUGUCUGUACCAUUUUCAUUAUAAACAUCAAAGAAAGACUAAACAAGGCGUUUUCAGCAUGGUACAGAUUGUAACCAUAUACCCCAAAUAAAUCACACAUUUUUUGUGACAUUGACUUUAAAAUGAGGCUGUACAAAACAAUAUAGUUUGUAAGAGACACAUUUAGGUAUGAUUAGCAGUGACUCAUCACUCUGACAGUGGUGACACACAAGCAGAUAAUCUGUAUUUUAAAACUCAUGAAACCACAGACACCAACAUUAUCGGAAGAUAUCCUGGAAGUUCCUCUUUCAGACUUAUGACAUUCACCUUGUUUAUUUCACUGGAAUAAAGAAGUAUGAUUCAGAUUGAACUACUUUUAAUAGGAAUUCAGAUAGAAUGGAGAGUGCUCAAGCCAUUGGGCUUAUCUUGGAAAAUGCUUUAGUUCUGUCAGAGAGUACUGUAUGUCCCUGGAUCUGCAGAUUAUUUUGAUAAUAAAAUGAAGAAAGAGUGUAAUGGGUAUCUUAUGAGAAGGAGGAUUUGCAGAACCUAAUGAACAUUUGACCAGUAAGCAGACAGGUAAGGAAACAGCUAUGGCAAUUUCAUUAAUAUCAGACUGCCACCGUUUACUAGUAUAAGCUUGAUAUUCAGCAGGUUCUUUAUUUUUCAAGUCUUUCAAACUCUAAUGUGUAACAUGUGGAAAUAACUUCCUCUGUGAAACAGAUUGCUCCAUAGGUCAGCUUUAAUUUACAAAUGACUAACAAUAGGGCUUGGAAACGUUUACUUGUAAUUCUAGUUACUUUUUGAAAUUAUUUUCUUUAAAUUGUUAAAUACAUAAUUACUUGAAUCCAGACAAAAAAUGCAAGAUCACAGAUUUUUAAAAAAUGCAUCACAGUAUCUAAAACUGUUUAAUGAUUAACAUUUACAUUACCGUAGCUUGUCUCGUUCACUUUGUUUUUGCUGCAUUUUCGUCAUGUGAAAUUGGAGGAAACGCUGUGUAACUGCACAAUCAAGACAGACUGACAUGCGAGAAAAAAAAGGCUGUGAUGAAUAAUCAAAUAAAUUGUAACACUGAAGAGAUGGGCUUUGUAUCAGAAAACUGGUGACGGAGUCGGAAAUAGCAUGUGACGGGCUGUAUCCUUCCUGUGGUUUCCUCAAAUAAAAAGCAAACCCAAUCCCCAUCAGCUCUUAGGAAGACGACUAAACUGAAAACUUUAUCAGUUUGUCUCAGAAACAGACACCAUGCCACUAAGAAUAGCUGUGGCUCAGGCUUGGGCCGUUGCCUUGGAGCUGUACACCACAAACACCUUGCCUGGCUGGAGGAACAAAUUGUGUCUCUUUGUCAUUUGUUUCUUCUUGGGUCUGGUUUUUGGUGGCCUUCUCUUUUUGGGAUUGCAUCUGUCAGUAGGGUACACUUCUCUUGUGUCCUUAUACAUUACGUCUGCCAUGAUAGUAUUAGUGACUGCCAUUUUGUUUUUUUUUAAACAAGCAAGGUGUUUCAGUAUGCUUUUCCUUGUUUCCUGUGGAAUGCAGCAAGGUAGAAAUAUCCUCAUCACAGCUGGGACAGGCGUAGUGAUUGUUUCGAAUGUCAGAAACACCUUCAACAACCUUCAUGGCCUUGCCAAGAGUAUGAUAUGCAACCUGGAAGCAAAGAAAUUAUCCAUCGAUACUACUCCUGUUGGCAAAUAUAUUGGAGUGAUUAAAUGGAUUUACGAUCAAACAAAAGUGUUUAGUAAUCUGUUGGACCUUGUUACGUUUACACCCGAGUUUCAUAUCGAACAUACAAUUUCUACACACGACUUGAAAGAAAAACUACAAAAUGCUGAGCAGCAGGUGAAAGAGGUUUCCGAAAAUGUAUCUAAAAUCAUGGACACGAUGUCCUCCAUUGGUCAAAAAGUUCUACCAGCGCUGGGUGUUUUUUUAGUUCUGAUCAGCACAGUGUUUUACAUCCGAAAAUACUACUUCAAUAAGAAGUUUGAGAACACAUUCAUCACACCGCGGUUCAUCCGGUUUGAUAAGAAACAAAAGGCAGAUGGAAAGCCCCACAUCCUUCCACUCACCAAGAAGGAGAGAAAAAAGUAUGUCACCAUCCCCUCGCCCCGCUUAUCGGGCAAGGAACGGAAGCGCAUGGGGGUGUUUCUCAUUCCUGUUCUAACUCACACCUCUGUCUGGGCUUUUUUCAUGGGGGUUGAUGCUCUUCUCUACUGGCUGAUUUUAACAAUAAGCAAACACCUCGAGGGCGUGCCUCCAAUUAUGGUUGCUUUGAGGAUGACAAUGGAUAAGGAAAACCGAGUAUUUGGUAUCAUUCCUGAAACAUCCAGUUCUGAGAGUCAGGAUUUUUCAUACAAUGUGACUUUGUUUGAAAAGAAAUGUAUCCCAAAACCAACGCUUUUAAUCCAGAACUCAUCAAUCCCACUCGUUGCAAUAAUUCUCAUUUUAAUGCUGCUUGGGUUGAUGUCUGCCAAAUUAACGGAGCUGAAACUACUGGUUGUAUCAUCAUUUUACCCUGACAAUGAAGAUGAGCGCAUUGAAUACUUGCAUACCAAAAUACUCAAGAAGAGAUCCAAAAAGAGGCUGAAACCUCUUAAAAGCACAUUGAUUGUUUUUGCCAAAAAGCUGGAUUUCUGGUUUCCUGUUUUCUCCUUUUUUCGGAAGCAGGAGGAUGACAGGAACACUUUGGAAUUAGACUGAUUUAAUUACACUUUUCAGCUUUCAUGAAAGAAAACAAGGCUUUUGAGGGUGCGAUUAUCUGAAGAGCACUACUGCAAUAAGACAGCUCCUUAGCAACAUAUUCAUAUUAUUAUUACAGGAAAGCUUGGCAUAGACAUAAACCAUCUAAUAUUUAUUUUAACAGUUUAGUUAUUUAAGUAAUACAUGUUUUAAGUUAAAAUACAGUAUGCAGAAGCAUGUAUGUCAAUAAUAUUUUGUAUACUGUAAGAAUGCUUUGUUAUUUCUAUAUGUUUGGCUUCUUCAGCUGUUUGUACAAAGCUGUAAAGAAAUGUUUAAGCAGUUAUUUUUGAAAAUGUAAUCAACAUGCGGGGGUGUUGCUGGUCACAGGCCUAUAUUAACUGCAUAAUCUGUCAGAUACUCAAUAGCAAAGUAUUACAGACCAAAAUACUGGUUCUGAAAUAUUGAAUUAAUGCAGGAAAAUCCACAUUUUAAAGUAAUUAUUCAAAAAUGUGUGCUUCUUAAAUUAAUAUUUAACCUUAAUAUUCUGUAAAUAUUAUUUUUAGCAAGUGCUUAAAUGUAUAUGGGCUAUAAUCUAAUAUAUGUGUGGCUUUAUAUGUGUUUAUAGCCACAGAAUUACAGCAGGCAGUCGGGAUGACACUGUCCAUGUAUGGUGUAUAACUGCAUGAACAGCUUUAAAAGUCCCGCCUGCAUACGAGUGAGGAGAGUGGGCCAUGCAUUCUAGGUUUUCAGCAGUGGAAUACAUCAAGAUGCGGUCAUCUUCCAGCCACUGUCAAACUGGAAGAAAGGCUGCCCGUUUGCUGUAGUGGUAUAUUGGAGUGGGAUAACAAGAUUCAGCAUCCCUCCCUGUAUUUCUUAAUGUUUGUUUUACUGAAAUUGUAUUUGAAAUAAAUUGUUAAACAUUU
Messenger RNA from Acipenser ruthenus (sterlet), 6961 nucleotides. RefSeq names its product dendritic cell-specific transmembrane protein-like. The transcript has 5 exons. NCBI's taxonomy places the organism in Eukaryota, Metazoa, Chordata, Actinopteri, Acipenseriformes, Acipenseridae. The record is from RefSeq and is a predicted model, not a curated record. Gene Ontology annotation, cellular component: membrane. The coding region runs from base 4611 to 6059 and encodes 482 amino acids.